Molecule: messenger RNA, 504 nt
Organism: Lepidothrix coronata (blue-crowned manakin)
Lineage: Eukaryota; Metazoa; Chordata; Aves; Passeriformes; Pipridae
Product: death effector domain-containing protein-like
Exons: 3
Coding region: 1-504 (167 amino acids)
Biological process (GO): apoptotic process; extrinsic apoptotic signaling pathway via death domain receptors; regulation of apoptotic process
Cellular component (GO): nucleolus
Molecular function (GO): protein binding; DNA binding
Source: RefSeq, a predicted model, not a curated record
AUGGCCUCCCACCGCAAGCGCGCGGGGCCGUCGCCGCCCUCGCCGCCGUCACCAUCGUCACCGUCGUCCUCGUGGUCGUGGCCGGAGGAGCGCGGGGAGCGGGAGCAGGGCCUGUACAGCCUGCACCGCAUGUUCGACAUCGUGGGCGCCCACCUGACGCACCGCGACGUGCGCGUCCUCUCCUUCCUCUUCGUCGACGUGCUGGACGAGGCCGAGCGGGGCCGCAUCCGCAGCGGGCGCGACUUCCUGCUGGCGCUGGAGCGGCAGGGCCGCUGCGACGAGAGCAACCUGCGCCAGCUGCUGCAGCUGCUGCGCAUCAUCACCCGCCACGACCUGCUGCCCUACGUCACCCUCAAGAGGAGGAGGGCUGGUGAGUGGGCACGGCAUGAUAUGGGGGAUAUGUGGGGUCAGUGCCACGACCUGCUGCCCUACGUCACCCUCAAGAGGAGGAGGACUGGAACUGCUCCCAAAAUCCCCCCAAAUCCCAUCCAUGGCUCCAGUUAA